AUGUUCGCAUUCAGAAUCGGAAUUAGGUCCGGAUUUGACAGAACCUCUCGGAUGGGUUUCCGCUCAGUGCGCCUCAACUCCACGCAGAUACCUGGCGAGAAGAAGCCCAAGGGAAUCAAGUUGUUGAUGCAGGAAUACGGAUACUCUGCCCUCGGAGUGUACUUUGCUUUGAGCUGUAUCGACUUGCCCAUCACCUUUCUGAUGGUCCAUUCUGCAGGAGAAGAGGCAAUUAGAGAGUAUCAAGACCAAUUCUUAAGAUGGAUCGGCUGGCGAAAGGGCGAUCCAGUGAAUUCCGACGCAGAGACGGAGAAAUCAAGCGAGUCAGGAUAUUCCACCUUGUGGACCGAGUUCGCCGUUGCGUACGCUAUACACAAAUCAUUGAUCUUUAUCCGUCUACCAAUCACCGCCGCAAUUACCCCAGCAGUUGUGGGGAAGCUUAGAAAGAUGGGAUUCAACGUCGGAAAGAUCACCAGUGCCGCUAGACAGAGCGUUGGAGAACAAGGUAUUAGAAAGACUCUCACGUCUGAUGGUUUGAAGAGUCUCGGCAAAAACAUCAACCACGAUCCUGCAGCAUUGAACCCGAAAUUCGGUAAGCCACCCUCGAAGGGCCAAAGAUGGUUCUUUUAA
Molecule: messenger RNA, 627 nt
Organism: Ogataea angusta
Lineage: Eukaryota; Fungi; Ascomycota; Pichiomycetes; Pichiales; Pichiaceae
Exons: 1
Coding region: 1-627 (208 amino acids)
Cellular component (GO): mitochondrion
Source: RefSeq, a predicted model, not a curated record